CUGGUUUCCGUUUCCGGUGGCGCCUCUCUGUGGCGCGCUCCUGAAGCGUAGCGGUCGCUAUGGAGCUGUUGGGCGAGUAUAUCGGACUGGAAGGGCAGCGACAGCGGCUACGGGUGCCCUGUGAGGCGCCGGGCGUCACCGACCCUUUCCAGAGCUUGUUGUCCGGUGUGGCUCAGAUGAGGGAGCUGGUGACUGAGCUCUUCGGCUCUCAGGUACAGCAGGAAGCACAGGACCGGGUGGCGGCGGCUCCCGACGAGGCCUUGGACGGUGAUGAUGAAGAUGAUUCAGAAGAUGAAAAUAACACUGAUAACAGAACUAAUUCAGAUGGACCAUCUGCAAAACGGCAAAAAACACCACCUUAACUAGCUUUUAUGAAAUUUAAAAGACUGCUACCAUAUCUUAUUUACCACACACUGACUUUUAAGGAAGACUUGUGCUCUAAUUUGGAAAGCAUUUGUUUUUUUUUCCCCCUGGGACAGUUCUGUCAAAGAGGAAACUUUUCUUCUGUUUUCAUCAAAGAAAGACAUAAAUGCUUAGAAAUGAAUCACUUUUCUUGGGUGAGAAGUCUGUUUCAGAUUAUGGAAAUAAAAUAGACAUUUAAUAAUGUAUAAUA
This is a messenger RNA of Dama dama (fallow deer), 613 nucleotides long. RefSeq names its product GON7 subunit of KEOPS complex (gene GON7). Gene Ontology annotation, cellular component: EKC/KEOPS complex. The transcript is spliced from 2 exons. NCBI's taxonomy places the organism in Eukaryota, Metazoa, Chordata, Mammalia, Artiodactyla, Cervidae. The record is from RefSeq and is a predicted model, not a curated record. The coding region runs from base 60 to 362 and encodes 100 amino acids.